AUGUUUUUAGAUUAUUUGUUUAAAUUUUUGGUCAUUGGAAGUGCAGGCUGUGGAAAAUCAUGUUUAUUGUAUCAGUUUAUUAGAAACCAAUUCAAAGAAGAUAGUAGUUACACGAUUGGAGUAGAAUUUGGAUCGAAAAUAGUUAACGUAGGUGGAAAAAGUGUUAAACUUCAAAUAUGGGACACAGCUGGUCAAGAAAGAUUUAGAUCUGUUACAAAGGGAUACUACAGAGGUGCUGCUGGUGCACUUCUUGUUUAUGACAUUACAAGUAGAGAUUCGUUUAAUGCAUUAUCAACAUGGCUAUCGGAUACGAAAACGUUAGCCAGUCCGAAUAUUGUUAUGCUACUUGUAGGUAAUAAAAAAGACUUAGAAAAAGAAAGGGAAGUUACUUUUCUAGAAGCUAGUAAAUUUGCACAAGAAAAUGAACUCAUGUUUUUGGAAACAAGUGCUAAAAGUGGAGAAUGCGUAGAAGAGGCCUUUUUGAAAUGUUCCAAAUCUAUAUUAGCUAAAAUAGAAGCUGGAGAACUUGAACCUGAUAGAUUAGGAUCUGGAAUACAAUAUGGAGAUUCUAAAUUAAAAUAUCUUCAUAGAGAUGGACAAUCUGGGAGGCAGUCGGAUUGUGUUUGUCGUAUGUGA
Messenger RNA from Pediculus humanus corporis (human body louse), 636 nucleotides. Its product is annotated as GTP-binding nuclear protein RAN1, putative. The record is from RefSeq and is a predicted model, not a curated record. The coding region runs from base 1 to 636 and encodes 211 amino acids. Gene Ontology annotation, molecular function: GTP binding; GTPase activity. The transcript has 3 exons. Gene Ontology annotation, cellular component: endosome. Gene Ontology annotation, biological process: regulation of endocytosis; Rab protein signal transduction. Lineage: Eukaryota; Metazoa; Arthropoda; Insecta; Psocodea; Pediculidae.